Molecule: messenger RNA, 2227 nt
Organism: Symsagittifera roscoffensis
Lineage: Eukaryota; Metazoa; Xenacoelomorpha; Acoela; Convolutidae
Product: gamma-aminobutyric acid receptor subunit beta-1-like
Exons: 6
Coding region: 698-2143 (481 amino acids)
Biological process (GO): nervous system process; signal transduction; chemical synaptic transmission
Cellular component (GO): plasma membrane; neuron projection; synapse
Molecular function (GO): neurotransmitter receptor activity; extracellular ligand-gated monoatomic ion channel activity; transmembrane signaling receptor activity
Source: RefSeq, a predicted model, not a curated record
UGUGAAGUCAUAAUAAACUGUAUUGAUCGAGCUAAUCGGAUCAGUUGUGAAAAACAUUAAAAAUAAUUUAGCUUAAAGAAAUUUGCAGGUAAACUUCUCGACGUGUUUUGUCACUGAUCAUAAACAGGAUUUAAAGGUGAUUUUAUUCCUGGGAUUGAAAGAUACAACAACUGCCUGAAUUCCUGUUAUUGAGUUCAAUUUAUCAUUUAAACUAGAAAAAAACUAGAACUGUUAUUUUCUCCUUCAGUUAUCGAGAAGAGGACAAUUUGAAGUGGUCCGCCUCUUUUUUCAGACAUAAAAAGCAUCCGAUAAAUCCAGUCUGAAAAAAAAAUUAAUUAUUCACCUUUGGCGGCUAAAGUUCUCGCACCAGAAGUAAUACUUAGGCGAUUAAAAAGAUCUUUAAAUGCAAAUUAACUUGGAAUAUUUCGGAGCAGCAAAGUUUAUACGGACGCCUGGUUAUCAUCGCUAAAGAAGUAUUUGAACUUUACUGCUCAAUUUAUUUUUACGAUGUUCUUGGAAAAAAUUGUGUCUCAACAAAUGCUUUUUACUCUACUACAAACGAAUAUUUAUUGGCGCAUUUUUUGAAUAUAAAAACAUACCUACUAAAAGCAUACCUAUUGAAGUAUUGAAGCUAUCUCAGUAGUUAUAAUAACUGAUUACUUAACAUAGAUGCUUUAAAAACAGUUCUGAUUUUGAAAUGGAUGUUAUUUGCUUAUUAGAUCUUUUUCUUUCAAAUUAUCUAUUUUUGACCAUUUAUCUUGUGUCUCCUGUUUUGUCAACAAUCCCCCACCCCUCGGCCGCGGGGGGAGUAGAUUACUUCUCAGAUGCCUACUCGUUCCCUUCCUCGGGGGGCCCCUCCUCCUCCUAUGACUCAUACUCGGAGGAUUCGAAGUGGCAGCAGGAGUUGAAAGACCACUCCCACAUAGACCAAAUCAGGAGUCGAAUCCUCCGACACAAUACACUUCCUCACAAUCGGAAGAUGCCGGUUGAUGUGUCUGUGAAGCUGGUCUUCGAAAGUGUCCGGGAGAUCGGAGUUGACGCUACCAUAGAUUUCUACGUGGAGUUUGUGUGGUCGGAUGAGCGGGAGGGGGGCAGGGACGUGUACAUCAGUGGGAGUGAUAGCAGAGACUACGCCUGGACUCCCGACAUCUACUUCCUCCUCUCCAGACACACCGACUACUCCAGAACCAGCCAAUACCUGAUCAUCUCAAAUGGGACAGUGCUGUUCGAUCAGAAGGUGACAGUGACAGUGCCCUGUGUGCCCAAUGCAUUCAUGUACCCCUUCGACACCAUCUACUGCAGUGUUCUGCUCUCCAGCUACGGAUACUCCAACAAGUAUAUCAACCUGCACUGGGCCAAUGAACACAGCAUCCUAUUCCCUAAGGAGUACCUUGACGUCGAGUAUACUGGCUUCACGAUGCAGUUAAACGACACCUCCCAAUCCCAAUACGACGCCUUUUACGAUCCCUCCACCUACACCAUCCUGCAGGGCCAGAUCUACUUCAGAAGACUCUACUCUGUCUACGUCUACCAACUGUUCCUCCCAGCCGCCUUCUUAGUCGGACUGUCCUGGAUCACUUUCUGGAUCAACCCCCAAGCCACACCUGCCAGAGCCGCUAUUGGAGUCACCACGAUUCUGACGAUGUUGACCUUGAACACUAACAGACAACAAGAUCGACACUCCAAGUAUCUCAACAUCAAAAUGAGUCUUCUUGACAUCUACUUGUGGGCUUGUUUCAUCUACGUCAUACUAGCUAUGGUCGCAUUCUCAGCAUCAGACUACUCGCUCGCUUUUCGCAACUCAUCUUCAAGGCGAAAUAACCAGAACACAACCACUAGAGCACCUCCUACUAACCCCCAAACACGUAUCACCCCCACCCGCGAUUCCCGAGGCACUGCGUCUGCAGGGGUCGGAGGGGGUUCGACAACUCUAUACCACAAGACGGGUGUCAUUCUUCCACCCUCCCCCACCCUCAAUUCCCAAGGGGGUGCUGGGAACAGGAAACUUGAUCAUCAUGGAGUGGAGAUAUACAGGAAGGUUUUCCUGGGACGAGGGAUUGAUUUCCACGCUCGUAUCAUGUUUCCGCUGACUUUCUUUUUGUUCAAUUGUGUUUUCUGGUGCUAUGCUUUCGCCAAGUCCUGAAAAUUGACUAUUUUUGGUGAUAAAAAAUUGAAGGUCAAUCUCAUGCGCGAAAGACCGAAAUCCCAAAAGUUGUCAGCCAAUCAA